AGACCAAAAGUUGGGCGAGUCCCCUACGGCGUCGAGAUUGAAGAAUGCACAUCGAAGGGCAAGGUUGCACUCACGUUCGACGAUGGCCCUGCGGAGUUUACAAACGACCUGCUAGACACCCUCAAGGAGAACGGCGUGAUGGCGACCUUCUUCAUCACGGGUGCCAACGGCGACAACGGCGAGAUCCAAGACCACUGGGGCGAUGUGAUCCAGAGAAUGCAUAAAGACUGGCAUCACAUCGCCAGCCACGGAUGGAGUCAUCGGGACAUGGACGGCUUAUCGUCCGACGAGCGGGAGGAGGAAGUGUUCGAGAACGAAAAGGCACUAGCUGAGAUCCUGGGCUCCUUUCCGACUUACUUCCGACCUCCGUACGGGACUUGUGCCUCGGAGUGCCUCCAUGACUUGGGAAGACUUGGGUAUCAUGUGGUCAUGUGGAAUCUCGACACGGAGGACUGGAAGGGCGACUAUGACCACGCGCGCAGCUUUUAUGAAACAUGCCUCGGCGAAGAGGGCCCCGAUUCAAAGUCGUGGAUUAGUCUUGCCCAUGAUCCGCAGCCGGAGACCGUGAAAAGCUUCGCGCAGUAUAUGAUCGACGUCGCUAACAAGUACGGGUACGAGCUGGUCACAUUAGGCGAGUGUCUGGAAGACCCGAGGCACAACUGGUACCGAAAU
This is a messenger RNA of Pseudomassariella vexata, 672 nucleotides long. RefSeq lists its product as uncharacterized. NCBI's taxonomy places the organism in Eukaryota, Fungi, Ascomycota, Sordariomycetes, Amphisphaeriales, Pseudomassariaceae. Gene Ontology annotation, molecular function: hydrolase activity, acting on carbon-nitrogen (but not peptide) bonds. The transcript has 2 exons. The annotation marks the transcript as partial. The record is from RefSeq and is a predicted model, not a curated record. Gene Ontology annotation, biological process: carbohydrate metabolic process.